AUGGCCCUCAACUUUGCCGCCGCGGCUCCUCUGAAGCCGGAGAUUCGACUGGGUCAAGCUGUGAAACAGUUCGAAGCAAGCCUUUUGGACGGACAAAAGCUCACAUUUCAGACCCAGCGGACGCAGACGGUCAAGUCUCCUCCGAGCACCAAGGACGUUAUGCGACUCACCGCAGAGAUCAACUCUUCGCGAAAGGUGGGAGAGCGUUGCUUUGGACCUCGGUUUUCCAAGUUUUUCCAUGGAGCGCAAGAGUUUGCUGCUAUUGGCGAUGUGGUUGUAGGCAGUUCCCAGAACGUCGCCGCCUGUGGUGUAUGGACAGUGAUACGGAUGACCUUACUGGCGGCUACUAAGCGUUCGGAGUACAUCGAAAGUUUGUCCUCCCUUCUUAUGGAAGCUGGCCAUUCGACCCAACAGCACUCAGAUUUGGCAGUGCUGUACCCUCGCUCAAAGACCCUGCAAACCAACAUCAUCGAGUUCUUCAUUGUUGUAGUACAUAUAUGUCUUCGUUUCCAUCGGUAUACCCAGAAAUCCGGGCCGGCCCAGUUCGUAUCUUCGCUCAACGAUAGCGACAUCAAAGAACUGCGAGCAAGCCUUAUUACCUGGUCGAAAUCUAUUCAAGAAGAGAUCACAACCCUUGUCGCACAAACGGUAGAAACGGAAGCUAAGAGUAAUUCGGCCUUCAGAGCACUGAUGAGCUCCAGCUUUAACAGAGCUUAUGAACGGCAAAAGCAGAUUACUCUUCAUAAGAUCUGGAAUCGCUGUUCAACCUAUGACUACGAGACCCCAUGGAGACAGAUCCGCAAAGCUGGUAACACCUGUUUGUAUAAGCAAUUACCUGAGUACAACCAAUGGAUAGGGGCGCCAGCUUCAGAGAGUCUGAUUUUGGUUGGCAAACUUGGCUAUGGAAAAUCCGUUACGCUUGCGAAUAUUGUGGAUGAUAUUAACUUGCGCAUCGAGCCAAAAACUUCUGGGCUAGCAUAUUUCUUUUGCCGACACGAUCUCCCCGAGAGCAAACACGCAAGGACCGUGAUUGGUGCACUCGUACGCCAGAUCAUCAGCCCACUCGAACACUCCCUCCAUGAACUCAAGGUCUUGGAUAGGUACAAUCUUCCUCAACUCCUCGCUCUGAUGCGUCACGUCGUCCCCCCUCAAUAUGUCCUGUAUAUCAUACUUGACGGCCUGGAUACAUGUUCUCCCUCAGAACGAGAGACAAUCACGGAGCAACUGGAACUCAUGGCGAUGCAUUUUAACGUACACAUCUGCAUUUCCCGUCGUCUGGAACCUGGAACCGAGCUGCAGUCUAUCGCUAAAGACUUUCCAAAAGCAACUAUUGCCAGGCUUCCCGACAACGCUUCGGAUAUCGAAACAUACGUCGACGCACAAUUAGAGGCCGCUUUAUUGGAAAAGAAGCUGGUCUUGGGUGACCCCACUAUUAUCCUGGAGAUCACGAAGGCGCUCUUGGACGGCUCGCAACACAUGUUUCUGUGGGUUGCUCUUCAAAUUCAGUCGCUUUGCAUGAUGCAAACCGAUCACGACAUUCGAAAAGCGCUCACCAACUUGCCCCAAGAUCUUUCGCAAAUCUACAGCCAAAUACUCCAGCAAACAAAGCUUUCUGAUCAUACACUACGAUCGAAUAUGUUCAAGCUUAUCUUGGCUGCGAGACGGCCACUCACGCUCCCCGAAAUGCGAGAAGCAUUGAGUGUUACCCCAGCAAACACUACGUGGGAUCCUUCUAAACUUCUCAAUAGUAUAUAUCCGGCACUAGCAACCUGUGGGUGCCUUAUCACUGUCGAUGAGGAGGAACACACGAUACGUACAGUCCACCCGAGUGUGAACCAAUACUUGCUUCAACCACUAAGCUGCGACCUGUCCAAAAUCGCAGAUUGGUCUGAGGAGCAAAAUCACUUCACAAUGGAGGACGCGCAGAAAUUAAUGUCGUUGACCAUUGUCACCUACCUCGGUUACGGUAUCUUUGGCACGGAGCUUGCUGUUCGCCUGCCUGUGAUCGAUGUAGGAUCAACGCCCGCCGAAAUCAUCCAUACGUUGGGUGCAGGCAAAGUUCAAUCUAUGGCUUUGAAGAUGCUGCGGUCAAGAAAGCAGACCAACUUCGAUGCUUCCAGUUCUUUUGCUCAAAACUCCAAGUCGCCUCGCCCACCGAGCAGGGAUGGCUUCCUCUUCCAACACUAUGCAAAGCUGUACGCUCUACAACAUCUGUCAGAACUCCCUGCGGUAUCAUGCGCUACUGCAGAGAAUCUGUUGCGAAUGGCGAAAAGUGGCGCAAUGAUAGUCAAAUCCAUUGAGGAGGCAAUCGGACUACUUUGGCUCACGCUCCGACCGCCUGGAAGAUCAGACUUUCUGGAGCUUUUCACACAUAUAGACUUGAGUGCAGUUGAAGUCUGGGGCUGGUCAACCGCUCCAAGUCUGGCCGAUUUGUUCUGCCAGCUGUUCAAGUCAGCCAUAACCAAUGGUCGUACGCAGGCGAUCAAGUACCUGAUGGAUUUGUACGAUCCACUUAUCGGCGUAUCUCCCGAAGCUGUGCAGCCACUCCCAAAUCUUGCUUUCCCCGCACUUAAGGAUUUCUACCAUCGUAAUGGAAAGCCUUCAACGAUGUUCCUUGGAUAUGCUCCCUUACACCAUGCUAUUAACAAUUUCCAAGACGACUCUUUGGAUCUUCUUUUGAGCUACGGUUUCUUUGAUCUCAACAUUCCCAAUGAGCUUAAUCCUCUUAGCGUUGCUAUUGAGAUUGAGAAUCAUAGAGCCUUGGAACUAUUGCUCUCUGCACAGCACGCGGCGAAAAGAUCGUUGACACUAAAGACUGCGCAGCGGGGAAUCGAACUUGCCAUCGAACUGAGAAAGGACGACUCCAUCUUGUCGUUGCUUCAAAACUACAUCGAUUUGAUGUAUCCGAACGCUGCUGGUCACGACAGCGUGACAAAGUUCCAGUACCGAAAGCACUCCAUGAAGUCAUCUGAAGUUAUACAAAGCGGUUUUGAUUCUUGA
Messenger RNA from Alternaria novae-zelandiae, 3000 nucleotides. RefSeq lists its product as uncharacterized. The record is from RefSeq and is a predicted model, not a curated record. NCBI's taxonomy places the organism in Eukaryota, Fungi, Ascomycota, Dothideomycetes, Pleosporales, Pleosporaceae. Bases 1 to 3000 code for a protein of 999 amino acids. The transcript has 2 exons.